Molecule: messenger RNA, 240 nt
Organism: Aspergillus bombycis
Lineage: Eukaryota; Fungi; Ascomycota; Eurotiomycetes; Eurotiales; Aspergillaceae
Product: acyl carrier protein
Exons: 4
Coding region: 1-240 (79 amino acids)
Biological process (GO): lipid A biosynthetic process; fatty acid biosynthetic process
Cellular component (GO): cytosol
Molecular function (GO): acyl binding; acyl carrier activity
Source: RefSeq, a predicted model, not a curated record
AUGCCCACCGUUGAGGAGAGAGUAAAGGCAAUAGUCGCAGAGCAGCUUGACUAUAAGCCAGAGGAGAUAAAGAAUGAUGCCAGCAUUGUGGAUGACCUGGGUGCCGAUUCUCUUAGCACAGUCGAACUUGUAUUGGCCAUAGAAGGGGAGUUCGAGCUGGACAUUUCGGAUGAAGCUGCAGAACAGCUCAAAACUACCCAAGACAUCAUUGACUAUGUCAUAAAGCACCGGGACGAAUGA